UCUAGGCAGAGAGGAAAUGAACUAGAGAGAAGGGGGAACAGGCCCAGAAGAGAGACGAGAAAGGCCAGAGGCAAUGGCAGUGGCCAGCUGAGGCGGCUGGUGAUGGUCCGGAUGGAGGAGGUGGCUGUGAAGCAGGGCAGCCUGCAUCUUCAGCAGCAGCAGACCUUCGGCAAGAAGUGGCGCCGGUUCACAGCUGUGUUAUAUGGAGGGUCUGGCUGUGCCCUAGCCAGACUGGAGCUCCAAGAUGGCCCGGAGAAGACCCGGCGAGGAGAGGCCACUCGGAAGGUUGUCCGCCUCAGUGACUGCUUACGGGUAGCUGAGCUAGGCAGUGAGGCCAGCAGUCCCCGGGACACCAGUGCCUUCGUCCUGGAGACCAAGGAGCGUCUGUACCUCUUGGCAGCCCCCUCAGCAGAGCGCAGUGACUGGAUACAGGCCAUCUGCCUGUUGGCUUUCUCGGGCCAGAGGAAGGAGUCGCCAGGCCUGGAGAAAAAGAAUGGCAGGCCCUGCAUGGAGGAGAAUGAAUUGUACAGCAGCUCCAGCACAGGGGUCUGUAAGGAAUAUCCUGUGACCAUAAGACCUACAGAAGCCAGUAAGCGGUGCCGGCUCCAAGGGUCCUAUACUCUUCGGCUCGGGGUGAGUGCUCUGGAGCUAUGGGAUGGCCCUGAGCCAGGCACACAGCUCUAUGACUGGCCCUACAGGUUUCUUCGGCGCUUUGGGCGUGACAAGGUGACUUUUUCCUUUGAGGCUGGCCGGCGCUGUGUCUCUGGAGAAGGCAGCUUUGAGUUUGACACACGACAAGGCAACGAGAUCUUCCAGGCCCUAGAAAAGGCCAUUGCUGCCCAGAAGAACACCGCCCCUUGUGGGCCUCUGCCCCUGCCAGCCACAGGGUCCGUGAUGCCCACUGUGUUGCCUCAGCCUGAAUGCCCCUAUUCCCGGCCCCAUGACUCUCUACCUUCUCCAUCCCCUGGCACACCGGUUCCUGGCAUAAGGCCAGGGGGUCCUGAGGGGGAAUAUGCCAUACCCUUUGAUACAGUGGCUAGCUCCCUGAGGAGGAGCUUCAGGGGCAUCCUGACAGGUCCUCCCACGCUCCUUCCUGAGCCACUCUAUGACAGCAUCCAGGAAGUUCCUGUGGCCCCUCUGCCUGACCAUAUAUAUGAUGAACCUGAGGGAGUGGCUGCUCUAAUCCUGUAUGAGAGACCACAGGAGCCCUCGGGGGAGACAGGGAGGGAGCGGGCCACUGCUGAUGGGGGUCUCAAUCCCCGCCAGCAAGAGUCCUCUGUGCCAGGCUGGCCACAGGUAAUGGAGUAUGACAAUGCCAUUCUUAGAAAAGGCCCAAAGUAAGGGGGAUGGCCAGAAGAUAGGAGAUAUGGUCCCCAGGGAGGUCUUGUGUGGGAGACUUCAGGUAUAGUCCUUUAGCUCAUU
Messenger RNA from Acomys russatus (golden spiny mouse), 1422 nucleotides. It is a transcript of the gene Dok2, whose product is annotated as docking protein 2. The transcript has 5 exons. Gene Ontology annotation, biological process: positive regulation of MAPK cascade; cell surface receptor protein tyrosine kinase signaling pathway. The record is from RefSeq and is a predicted model, not a curated record. Lineage: Eukaryota; Metazoa; Chordata; Mammalia; Rodentia; Muridae. Gene Ontology annotation, cellular component: cytoplasm. The coding region runs from base 103 to 1341 and encodes 412 amino acids.